AUGCUCAAGAACAUUCUUUUACUAACCUUCAUAUUAUCUACCUUUUAAGCAACAGACAUCUACUUGGAAGAAGUUAUGGAUUGCGUCUAAAACACAUGUGAACCCGCAAGAAGCAAUUGUGGCAUUGACACCGAUUGUAGAUUAUCUUAUAACAACUUUACUACUUGUAUUUCAGAGAAGUCCAGUGAGUCAGAAUAUAUCUAAUGUAGAACCAAUGGAUAUAUGACAUGGGUCAAGGUCAUGGAUUGUUAUAAUGAUUGUCAUUAUUUUGAACUCUUCGCCGUACCAAUAUGGUUAACAAUAGCUGCCUUUGCAAUAAAUAUAUGA
Paramecium tetraurelia is the source of this 327-nucleotide messenger RNA. RefSeq lists its product as uncharacterized. NCBI's taxonomy places the organism in Eukaryota, Ciliophora, Oligohymenophorea, Peniculida, Parameciidae. The record is from RefSeq and is a predicted model, not a curated record. The transcript has 2 exons.